Messenger RNA from Ziziphus jujuba (common jujube), 1755 nucleotides. Its product is annotated as cytochrome P450 81E8. The transcript has 2 exons. Gene Ontology annotation, molecular function: oxidoreductase activity, acting on paired donors, with incorporation or reduction of molecular oxygen; heme binding; iron ion binding. The record is from RefSeq and is a predicted model, not a curated record. Bases 83 to 1609 code for a protein of 508 amino acids. Lineage: Eukaryota; Viridiplantae; Streptophyta; Magnoliopsida; Rosales; Rhamnaceae.
UAGUUUAUUUGCAAAUGGUUGACAAAGUUUAAUAGCAUUGUAAGACUAAAAGUUCCAAUAACCAGACCAUCGUUUUGUAACCAUGGCUUCCUUGUUCUUCUACAUUCCAGUGGUUUUAGCUGUUUAUCUAUUUACCAAACACCUUCUCCACAAGCUUCAAAACCUACCACCAACCCCCUUUUCCCUACCUAUUUUCGGCCAUCUUUACCUCUUCAAAAGACCUCUCCAUCGAACUUUAUCAAAAAUUUCACACCGAUACGGUCCGAUUGUCUUCCUUCGAUUCGGUUCUCGCCCAGUUAUCCUUGUUUCAUCGCUAUCGGUUGCUGAAGAAUGUUUUUCCAAAAACGAUAUCAUCUUCGCCAACCGUCCUCGCCUGCUAAUUGGCAAAUGUUUGGGCUACAACUUCACCACGGUUGCUUGGUCACCCUACGGCGAUCACUGGCGAAACCUAAGGCGAAUCUCGUCCCUUGAAUUGUUAUCAGCUCAUCGCAUUCAAACUCUAUCUAGCCUCCACCUUGAAGAAGUCAAAUCAUUGAUUUGCGGAUUGCUCAAUAGACAAGAUGAUAUCGUGGACAUGAGGACUGCUUUCUCUGAGUUUACACUGAACCUAAUGAUGAGGAUGAUAUCUGGAAAACGUUAUUAUGGUGAUAAUGUUUCAGAUUUGGAGGAAGCCAAGAGGUUCCGUCAUAUUCAGAAGGAGACAUUUAGGCUGAGCGCGUCUACUCUCGGGGACUACUUACAGUUUAUGCGGUGGUUUGGUAAUUUUAAGAGGUGGGAGAAGAGCAUGAUGGAAUUGCAGAGGGAGAGAGAUGGGUUCAUGCAGAGUUUGAUAGAAGAACAUAAAAAUCAAAUGAAAUCUGGUACCUGUUCGACCUCCAAAGAGGGGAAGAAAACCUUGAUUGAGGUUUUGUUGAAGCUGCAAGAAACAGAACCUGAGUACUAUAAGGACGAGCUCGUUAGAGGACUCAUGCUUUCUAUGCUAAUAGGAGGGACAGACACUACGUCACAUACAAUGGAAUGGUCACUCUCUCUUUUGAUCAACCAUCCACAUGUACUAAAGAAGGCCCAAGCUGAAAUCGAUAAGCAGGUGGGACAUAAUCGUUUGGUUGAUGAAUCGGAUCUAACCCAACUCCCAUACCUGCAGAGCAUAAUAAAUGAGUCGUUGCGAAUGUACCCGGUAGCCCCGCUAUUAGUACCUCAUGAGGCAUCAGAGAAGUGUGUGGUGGGGGGUUUUGACAUCCCGGCUGGCACUACACUAUUUGUAAACGCGUGGGCUAUUCAAAACGACCCUAACAUAUGGGAGGAUCCUGAGAGCUUCAAACCAGAGAGGUUUGGGUCAGGAGCCAAAAAUGGGUUGAAGUUGAAUUUGAUGCCUUUUGGAUCGGGACGGAGAGGGUGUCCUGGUGAGAACUUGGCCAGGAGGAUAAUGGGGCUGGUUUUGGGGUCCCUAAUUCAGUGCUUUGAUUGGGAGAGACCUGGUGCAGAGAUGGUAGACUUGACUGAAGGGAUCGGUUUCAGCUUGCCCAAGGCUCAUCCCUUACUUGCUAAGUGUCGUCCCCGUCCAAACAUAUCUAGCUUUCUCUCUAAAAUCGGGAAUAAUGUAGCAUAGCUUAGGAUUACAUAUAUUUUUCUAGGAGUCACCGUCCCAAUAUAUUAAUUACCAAAUCAGAAAAAGGAUUUGAAAGAUAACCAAUGUAUGGAUGAUGAAUUCGCAUGUUGAUUUGACAAUAAUUAUUGUUUAUCUUUUUCUUUUUC